Messenger RNA from Nerophis lumbriciformis (worm pipefish), 897 nucleotides. Lineage: Eukaryota; Metazoa; Chordata; Actinopteri; Syngnathiformes; Syngnathidae. The record is from RefSeq and is a predicted model, not a curated record.
AUGGCGACUACUUCUGCUCAGAAUGUUGAAUUUGUGCGGACGGGCUACGGCAAGAACACGGUGAAGGUGUUGUGCAUCAGGAGACAGUCGGGCCACCAUGACAUCAUGGAGAUAAAAGCGGACGUGGAGCUCACUCUUAAAUCACACAAGGGUUAUCUCACUGGAGAAAACUCGGACAUCAUCCCUACCGACACCAUCAAGAAUACCGUGUAUGCCUUGGCAAAACUCAAGGGGGUGAAGACCAUCGAGCACUUUUCUUUGGCUCUUUGUCACCAUUUCCUGACCUCUUUCAACCAUGUGGUGAGCGUUAAAGUUUACAUGGAGGAGGCACCAUGGAAAAGGUUGGAGAAGAAUGGGGAGGAACAUGCCCAUGCCUUUAUUUACAGCCCUGAAAGCAGUCGCUUCUGUGAUGUGGAACAACAUCUCAACAGCAUCCCUGUGGUCUGCGGUGGACUCAAGGACAUGAAGGUGCUGAAAACCACUCAGUCUGGUUUUGUUGGAUUUCUCAAAGACCGCUUCACCACGCUGCAAGAGGCCACGGACAGGUGUUUCUGUACCACUGUGUAUGCCAGAUGGCGCUACAACAAAGUUGAAGAUGUCAAUUUUGAUGCCGCAUGGAAAUGCAUCAAAGAUACGAUUAUCGAGAAGUUUGCGGGACCAUUUAAACAUGGAGACUUCUCACCCUCUGUCCAGAAGACCCUUCAUGAUACACAGGUUUUAAUCCUCAUUAGGGCUCCUGAGGUGGAUGAAAUCGAGAUAAUCAUGCCCAACAUCCAUUACUGCACCAUCGACAUGACAAAAAUCGGCAUUGAGAACAAGGAUGAAGUUCUUCUUCCCCUUGACAGCCCCUCAGGAAACAUCACAGCAACAGUGCGCAGGAAGCAAGCAAAGCUGUGA